CGCCCCCGACCGCGCGAACGCGCGCCCCGCCCUGCGCGCCUUCCCUCCUGCGCUCGCCGGCCUCUCCUGCCUCUUAGAACCUUCCUGCGGUCGUGGUCGCAUCUCGCUGCUCCAGCCUCCGGGGCCACGUUCCAUCCUUUCAGCCUGAGACCAGCCCAGAAAGAAAAACAAUUAUCUUUUCUUGCUCGGUACCUAUCUUAAAGCCAUGAGGGAAAUCGUGCACAUCCAGGCCGGACAGUGUGGCAACCAGAUUGGUGCUAAGUUCUGGGAGGUGAUAAGCGAUGAACACGGCAUCGACCCCACCGGUACCUACCACGGAGACAGCGACCUGCAGCUGGACCGAAUCUCUGUCUACUACAAUGAAGCCACAGGUGGCAAGUAUGUCCCACGAGCUAUCUUGGUGGAUCUAGAACCCGGGACCAUGGACUCUGUUCGAUCAGGUCCUUUUGGCCAGAUCUUCAGACCAGACAACUUUGUUUUUGGUCAGUCUGGGGCAGGCAACAACUGGGCUAAGGGUCACUACACAGAGGGAGCUGAGCUGGUCGACUCCGUUCUGGAUGUGGUGCGGAAGGAGGCCGAGAGCUGUGACUGCCUGCAAGGCUUUCAGCUGACCCACUCUCUGGGUGGAGGCACGGGUUCCGGGAUGGGCACCCUGCUCAUCAGCAAGAUCCGAGAAGAGUACCCUGACCGUAUCAUGAAUACCUUCAGCGUGGUGCCUUCGCCCAAAGUGUCCGACACCGUGGUCGAGCCCUACAACGCCACCCUCUCCGUUCAUCAGCUGGUCGAGAACACCGAUGAGACCUACUGCAUUGACAACGAGGCCCUUUAUGACAUCUGCUUCCGCACCCUCAAGCUCACCACGCCAACCUAUGGAGACCUGAACCACCUCGUCUCGGCCACCAUGAGCGGUGUCACCACCUGCCUCCGCUUCCCAGGCCAGCUCAAUGCUGACCUCCGAAAGCUUGCUGUCAACAUGGUGCCCUUCCCUCGUCUCCACUUCUUCAUGCCCGGCUUUGCCCCGCUCACUAGCCGUGGAAGCCAGCAGUACCGGGCCCUCACUGUGCCAGAACUUACCCAGCAGGUCUUCGAUGCCAAGAAUAUGAUGGCAGCCUGUGACCCUCGCCAUGGCCGAUACCUCACCGUCGCAGCCGUCUUCCGCGGGCGGAUGUCCAUGAAGGAGGUAGAUGAGCAAAUGCUCAAUGUGCAGAAUAAGAAUAGCAGCUACUUUGUGGAAUGGAUCCCCAACAACGUCAAGACAGCAGUCUGUGACAUCCCACCCCGUGGCCUCAAGAUGGCGGUCACCUUCAUCGGAAACAGCACGGCCAUCCAGGAGCUCUUCAAGCGCAUCUCGGAGCAGUUCACCGCCAUGUUCCGCCGGAAGGCCUUCCUCCAUUGGUACACGGGCGAGGGCAUGGACGAGAUGGAGUUCACUGAAGCCGAGAGCAACAUGAAUGACCUCGUCUCCGAGUAUCAGCAGUACCAGGAUGCCACCGCAGAAGAGGAGGAGGAUUUCGGGGAGGAGGCAGAAGAAGAGGCCUAAGGCAGAGAGCCCCGCAUCACCUCAGGCUGCUUAGUCCCCUCAGCUUUCUUCAGCUGCCCAUUUUUCUCCUUCAGUUUUCUUUCUGCUGCCUCUGUCCUGUUUUGUUUUUGUUUUUUCACUGGGGCGGGAGGGGGGAAGUGAACGGUGCCUGGCACAUAGUAGGCGCUCAAUAAAUAUUUGUUUGUGGAA
Myodes glareolus (Bank vole) is the source of this 1729-nucleotide messenger RNA. It is a transcript of the gene Tubb, whose product is annotated as tubulin beta class I. Gene Ontology annotation, cellular component: microtubule. Gene Ontology annotation, biological process: microtubule-based process. Lineage: Eukaryota; Metazoa; Chordata; Mammalia; Rodentia; Cricetidae. Gene Ontology annotation, molecular function: GTPase activity; GTP binding; structural constituent of cytoskeleton. The record is from RefSeq and is a predicted model, not a curated record.